[Torrubiella] hemipterigena is the source of this 2370-nucleotide messenger RNA. The record is from the annotation of a GenBank genome assembly. NCBI's taxonomy places the organism in Eukaryota, Fungi, Ascomycota, Sordariomycetes, Hypocreales, Clavicipitaceae.
CUACCCACCGGAAACCAUCCGAAACCUGCUCGCCAAGAACAAAAUGGCUGGUAUCGGAUCGCAGGCAUCGCGAUUGACCAAGGACUUUCUCCUGGGCAGCAAUGGCACUACGCGGAUGCCCAAGCUAGUCUAUGGCACGGCUUGGAAGAAGGAGAGAACUGCCGACCUCGUCUAUACAGCCCUCAAGGCCGGUUUCCGAGGCAUCGAUACGGCAGCACAGCCGAAACACUAUGACGAAGCUGGUGUAGGAAAAGGAUUCCGCAAAGCGGUCUCUGAAGGACUUGUCAAGCGCGGAGAUGUCUUUAUUCAAACGAAAUUCACGCCUCCCGGUGGGCAAAAUGAGUUCAAGCCCUACAGUAUGGAUGCUCCCUUAGACGAAAGAGUCCGCCAAUCGCUGCAGUCGUCGCUGAAAAACUUCACCGUCGAGGGAGAGGAGCCGUACCUUGAUAGCGUCGUCAUUCACAGCCCGCUGGAUACAAUUGACGAAAGCAUGAUUGUGUGGAAAACGUUAGAGAGCUAUCACCCGCAUAUCAUUCGCAAUAUCGGUAUAUCUAAUGUCGACAUUGAUACGCUAGAGGAAAUUGACGAGCUUGCCACGGUUAAGCCAGCUGUGGUGCAAAACAACUUCCAUCCCCGCACCGGCUUCGCCUAUGAGAUUCGUGACUUUUGUCGCCGGAAUAACGCUAUAUACCAAUCAUUUUGGACGUACAGUGGCAACCAUAAAUUAGCGGAUAUGAAGCCAACGCAGAUUGUGGCGCAAGGUGCAGGCGUCGAUCGCGUCGUCGCUUAUUAUUGCCUCGUCCUCGGCUUAGAGAAUGUAACCAUUUUGGACGGAACGACAAACGAAGAUCACAUGAAGACCGAUCUUGAAGGAAUUGAAAAAGUUGGUCUAUGGGCAGAGGGUGAAGGAGCCGCCGAUUGGGCGAAGGCUCUCGAAGCUUUUAGGAAAUUGAUCCGUGACACAUAAAAUUGCAUUCAGUCAUGAUUCUAUAAACGCCCAUCUACUUUUGAUUGUAUAUACAUUUGCGGUUGCUUCGGCACUAAAUAUCCCUGGCAAAAGUGUUGGCCACAAUGAAUGGGAAGCAGGCUGUCGCCUCCAUAUAGACCUGGCAUCAGUGAGCAUUGGUUGACAAGUCAGCAUUUUGAGUCACCAUAUAAACAUACCUUGAUAUUAUCUGCCCCAAUCUUGAUCUUGCCCCAGGAUACAGCCUCAUCUGGACGAGCGCCUGCAUCGCUACCGUCAAAUUCUUGGCCAGUGUUGAUAUAGACUGCCGACUCGGCGCCAUUGCGCAUAAGGCAGGCGUUGGCAAUGUGAUGUUUGACGAUGCCGCCGCCCAGAAUGAUCAUACCGGCGCGCUUGGCUCUAACGGAAAGGGUAUUAAUGCGGCGAAUGUCCUCAACAAUGUCCACCUUAAGUUGCUGCGGGGAUGACUUGAAGGUAUGGAAGUAGAGCAUAUCGCCCAGGCUGCCGUCGGUCAAGGCUGGGCAGAAGACGGGGAUGUUGUUCUUGUAUGCCCAAUAGUAGACUGAGCGUUCGUCGUUGAUUUCUUUGCCUAAACGGUGAAUAAUCUUGGAAGGAGUCCAGUUGAUUUCCUCGUCUGUGCCCUUGCUGGCUUCCUGUUCUUCCAACAUCUUGUCCAGAAUGGGAACAACCCAGUCCUCGAAAGCGCAGUAGUUGUCGUUGGGCACAACCAAGUUGCCGAUACGGUUAAGACCCUUUUUGCGCAGAUCAGCGCCAACUGCAGAAAAGGAGCUCAAGUAUGUCUCUCCAAGACACUUGAUGAAGUCUUCUUCAAUGCCACCAGCCGUGGUGACAAUGGCGGAUACGUGGUUGUGCUCGACAAGCCAACGCAGGACGCCACGGAGACCGGAAGAGAUGAGAUUAGAGGUAUAUCCAAGAAAUAUGGUUGUCUUUUCACCUGAUUCAGGGUCACGCCAGGCACGCUAUAACAUAUCUUAGCCUAUUGCCGCAAAUGAAACACUACAAGAUUCUCACCAUGUCAUUAAUAAUUCGGAUGGCCUCGCCCAUGGCAGAUGCCUGGAAACCCAUGUGUCUCAUACCGAGAAAGAGGUCCUCAGCAGUAAUGGGGCCUUUGAGCUUGUUGAAGUCGAGCUCUUCUACUUUCUGCGCAUCAGCAGGCAUCGCCUCCGACUUCAUGAGAACGGCAUCGGUAGCGCCAGUUGGAGGGGCAGCGGCUUGACCCCGGUUAGCGUCGGCCAUGGUGUAGUCUGGCAGCUUUGCCUAGCAAUAAUAUGGAGAUCUAAAAUGUAGGUGAAUAUUCCAAGUGAUGAAUUCGGCAGAAGUCGUUCUUAUAAAUACGUGUUUGGUAUAAAUGUUGGGCAGCUGUUGAAAAAGAAGCGAAAAAAAAG